Effrenium voratum is the source of this 2541-nucleotide messenger RNA. Lineage: Eukaryota; Dinophyceae; Suessiales; Symbiodiniaceae. The record is from the annotation of a GenBank genome assembly.
UCUGAAUUGAAAUCGCAGCACCUGCGAUGGCGCCGCGCGCUGCAUCUCCGUUUGCCUCGCCUCGGCCGCUACGGUCGCCACGUUCACCUGCGAAGGCUGUGAAGCGCAACAUCUCCUUGGCUGAUCUGGCCGAUGCUGAUCCGUCGCCAGACUUUCUGGAUGAGAGCAGGGAGCAGCUGCGCAAAGAGGCCACCAGCCUCCUGAACGAUGCUCAGGAGGCUAUGGAUGGAGACGCCAUGCAGGCAGCCGAGCGAGCAGCGACCGAUGCCUUGAACCUCUUCAGGGAGAUAGGCGACAGGGGCGGCAUCGCGAGAUCGUUGAGAUGUAUAGUUAGUGCCUACCAGGCCCGGGAGGAAUUGGAGAACGCUUAUCUCCGAGCCUCCGAGGAGCUAGACAGGUGCCGCAACAAUGGGAAUCAGCUCGGAGAGGCAGCCAUGAUGAUGUCCCUGGUGGAGCUGAAGAUGUUGCAGGCGGUGAAGCCAAAGGAGGUCGUUUCUAUGGCCAAGGCCGCGCUGGCUCUGGUCCAGCCGCUGCAGGACAAGCCGUUGAAGGCAGAGGCGCUUCUGACGCUCGCGCAAAGCUACGAGCAUGCGCAGAAGAGCGAUCACAUGAUGCGGGCUGCCCGCGCAGCCUUGGAGGCCUUUCGCCAGCUUGGGGACAAGCGAGGGGAGGCCAAGUCGCUGCACUUCAUGGCUCUGGCGGCGGGCCUCUGCAACGACAUGAAGGAGGCGGUGCGAUGUUCCAAUCAGGCCUGUUCCAUCUACCGUCAGAUGGGCUUGCAUUUUCAGGAGGCUGCAGAGCUGAUGAGCCUAGCCGAAUGGCACAAGAUGAACAAGGAUGAUGGGCUGAUGCUGCAGGCUGCAGAAGAUGCCAUGGCGAUCUACCGCCGCCAGAACAGCCUGCUUGGGCAGUCAAACGUGCUUCGUUUGCUUGUCAAAGCCCACUGCUUGAUCGAAGAUGAUCAGAAGGGCUUGGAAGUGGCAGAAGCGGCCUUGAACGAGUUCCGUGACCAGCACUACAAGCGCGGUGAGGCCAUCGCCUUGGACCAGAUCGGCUCGGUGCUGUACGGCAUGAGGCGGCCCCAGGAGGCGCUGGAGGCGGCCACGGAAGCGCUGGACCUCAUCAAGUCCCUCGAGGAUUUGCCCUGGGAAGCAAUCAUGCUGCAUUCGGUGGCAGCCUUGCACUGCACCUUGAAGCACUACCCCGAAGCGCUACAAGCUGCUCAGGAGGCCAUAUGGAUUUUGGAAGACAUUGGUGAUCGCAGCGGACAGGCGUAUGUUCGCCUCAACACCAUCUUGCAAGUGCAGACCCAGCUGCAGGAGUAUCCGGAGGCCCUGAGCACUGCAGAGGAGGCCGUUGCCAUUUUCAAGGAGAUCAAGGACCGCCGCGGCGAAGCCACUGCCCUGCUCCUGGCCGCGAAUGUCUACAAAUCUGUGGGCGAGCUGGAUGAGGCCGAAAAGUGGCUCCAAGAGGCACAGGAGAUCUUCACAGACAUGGGAGAGAGACGACUGUUGGCACAAGUGAUCCACAGCAUGGCCAAAGUCCACAUCGCCAAGAAUGAGCCUGCCGAGGCUGUGCGGCUUGCGUACGAAGCCCACUCUCUGUGCAAGAGAGCUCGUGACAAGCCCGCAGAGGCUGGCACUUUGCUUUUCACGGUGGAAGCACAUUUGUCCUUGAUCGCGCAGUUGGUCGAAAACGGCAGGGUGCGCGGCAGCCGCGAACUGGAAGAGCAACUCUCUAAGGCGGAGAGGGCUGGCCAAGCGGCCAAGAAGAUCGCGGACAAGCUGGGGCACAAGCAGACGAUCGCCGACUGCUUCUAUGCCAUGUCCGAAGUCAACCUCGUCAGCGGCAAGUACCAAGAGGCGUUGGAUGGUGCGGACGAGGGGAUCAAGAUCUACCAAGAUGUUGGCUACGCGCUGGGCGAGUGCACCUUCGUGAACAUGAAGGCGCAGGCACUGCUGGUGAGCGGAAAGAACGACGAAGCCCUGGUGGCAGCCAAGGAAGCUGUGAGCAUGGCGAAGGCGAUGGAGGACAAGUCUCUGGAAGCACUUGCGCAGGAGAUCCUUGAGAAGGUGCUGCAAGGCCAGGGCCAGCCCCAAGGCCCAAGACAGCCCCAGAUGCCCUUGCCGCAGAUGGAAGAGGAGCAGGAGGAGGCGCCCGCGGCAGCGGCAGCAUCAGAGGUGGUGGAGGAGAAGCCGAAGGGCUUAGAGCCGGCUAUUGUCCACGACAUGUUGCACAACAUGCUCCGGGAGAUGAUGGGCUCGGAGAUGGAAGCUGAUACGCCCUUCAUGGAUGCUGGAGUCGAUAGCUUGAUGAGCAUCGAGUUCAGGAGUCAGGUGAACUCGGCAUUCUCUGGGUUGGGCCUGUCUUCAACGCUCACGUUCGACUACCCAACCAUCCGCGAACUGACAGGGCACAUUGUUGAGAAGAGCCACAACCAGUGACGCGAAGAGCACGGCCUGUGAUACCAGGUGUCACUGGGAUACGCGCAGCUGCUUUCCACCGGCUGAACAGCCCUCAUUGCGUCAUGCGCAGCUGUUU